GGAGGGAAAGGGGCGUGUGUUCCUUUAAGGGGCUGGCCCGGCGGGAGCGCGGGGAUUUGUUCGCCGCCGCUUCCUUUCUGGCCAUUCAAGAUCCCCAAAUCCGCCUGCUUCCUCGGACCCGGUCAGCCCGCAGCCUGGAGCGCUCGAGCCGUCGAGGAGCUGCCUGGGGACGUUUGCCCCAGCCCCCAGCCUUCCCUGGGACGCCUGGGUGCUGCCGCGUGCAUGACGUCAUGGACCUGCCGCUCCUGGUCCUGCUGCUUCCGCUGUGCUGCGUCUCGGGCCUGCCCUUCUACAACGGCUUCUACUACUCCAAUAGUCCCAACGGCUGGAACGCGGGCAAGGGCCACGGCGAAGGCAUCUUCAAUGGAGUGAAGCUGGUGGUAGAGACGCCUGAGGAGAUCCUGUUCUCCUACCGUGGGGCCAACGUGACCCUGCCCUGCCGCUACCACUACGAGCCGGCCCUGGUCUCUCCUCGGCCCGUACGCAUCAAAUGGUGGAAACUGUCGGAGAAUGGGGCCCCGGAGCAGGACGUGCUGGUGGCGAUUGGGCUGAGGCACCGCGCCUUCGGAGACUACCGAGGUCGGGUGCAUCUGUGGCAGGAGAGGGAGCGUGAAGUGUCACUGGAGAUCCGGGACCUGAGGCUGGAGGACUAUGGGCGCUACCGCUGCGAGGUCAUUGAUGGGCUGGAGGAUGAGAGUGGCCUGGUGGAGCUGGAGCUGCGGGGUGUGGUCUUCCCUUACCAACACCCCCAAGGGCGCUACCAGUUCAACUUCCACGAGGCCCAGUGGGCCUGCGAGGAACAGGACGCGGUGGUGGCCUCCUUUGAGCAGCUGUUCCGGGCCUGGGAGGAAGGCCUGGACUGGUGCAACGCGGGCUGGCUGCAGGACGCCUCUGUGCAGUACCCCAUCACGCAGGCCCGACACCCCUGCGGUGGCCUGGGCCUGGCACCUGGCGUGCGCAGCUAUGGCCCACGCCACCGCCGCCUGCACCGCUAUGAUGUGUUCUGCUUUGCUGCUGCCCUCAGGGGGGAGGUGUACUACCUGGAGCACCCUGAGAAGCUGACACUGGCAGAGGCAAAGGAGGCCUGCCAGGAAGACGAUGCCCAGAUCGCCAAGGUGGGCCAGCUCUUUGCCGCCUGGAAGUUCCACGGCCUGGACCGUUGCGACGCUGGUUGGCUGGCAGAUGGCAGUGCCCGCUACCCUGUGGCUCACGCACGUCACAACUGUGGGUCCCUGGAGCCUGGGGUCCGAAGCUUCGGUUUCCCAGACCCACAUAGCCGCAAGUAUGGCGUCUAUUGCUACCGGCCGCGCUAGCGCCCGGGCUCCAGCUCUGUACUCACGCCUACCCCAUCCCCUCACAGGCUGUAUUUAUUGAGUAGUUCAUUUUCCCUUGCAGGUUGGGGCAAUUUUCAUUUUGUUUUUGUACUUUUCAACUUAAAAUUUUUUUAAAUACUAUUUUUUUGGUAAAUCCCACAGAUCCCAAAUCUUCCCUUUACUCAGGUAGACACCCCAAGGCUCUCCCCCCUCCACGAAUCCUCCUGCCCCUCUCCAGGACAUUUGAGGUUCAUGGGCUCACGAGGGCUCUCUGCCAUUGCUGAGUCCAGCCCCUUUCCCUGCCCCUGGGAGGCUGGCGCCCAGAGCUGGCAGUGGCACGAGAUGCCAGGGCGUGGUGGCUGCAAUCCUCCCUCCGCCUCAGCCUGAGGGAGGAGAGGGCAUCCAGGGCGGCUCUGGAGCUGGGCUUCGGGCCUUGCAGCCUCCUGCCCUCUCGUGCUUCUUUGGCAAGCAGCUGGCCCUCAUCAGCAUGGCGGAGGAGCGAGGGCUGGAAGCGGGUCCCUGGCCUUCUGUGUGACAUCCCAGGGAAGAGAGAGACUUUCCUCCACAUUUUUUCCUUUUCUUAGUUCCAGAGAGUCCAUAUUUUGUUCUCAUUUUUCCCUAUUUGGGGAGCAGCCCUCAGGUGUGUGUACUUUUUUUGGACAAUAAAUGGUGCUGUGACCCCUUCCUCCACCCCGAGUCCCUGAUCUGGGUCUCACUCUUUAUCUCAUUUAGUCUUAGGGCCCAGCUCCCUGCCCAGUGGGAAUGGGGGACAGUUCUGUCCCACACUUCAAAGGUCGACUGGGUCUGUCCACUGGAGUGGGUGGGAAACGCCAGGGGCUGCACCUUUGGGCUGCCUUGGUCUGGCCUUGCCUGCCCUGGGGACACCCUGCCUCGGGGGCUGGCCUAGCAGCUGGAGGCGCUGGCUCGCUCUCCCACCAUCCUACUCCCGGCUGUGAGUCUGUGCGGACACAGCACAAGAGUGGGAGGUACCUCUCGGGAGACCAGAGGAAGCUGUGCCCUGCAGAGGAUCUUGGAGACCAGCCCUCUCUGUGCCUCACCCUCUGUCCCUCCACCCCCUCCAUGUCAGCCUCAGGAAACCAGACCUUUUGCCUCUGCACAGGCACGCCUCUGUCACCCACAAUCAGUAAUUCACUCUAUCCUUCACGUAGCCCAGUGCUUCUCAAAGUGUGGCCAGCACCACCAGCUUCACCUGGGAACGUGUUCGAAAUGCAAAUUUCUGGACCCCACCCCUGACCUGCUGAGUCAGAAACUCUGGAGUGGGACCCAGCACAAGCCCUCUCGAUGCUGAUGCAGGCUCAAGGUUGAAAACCACUGACACAGUCGUGUUCCCAGUGAAUCAGUUAAUUAAUCAAUAAAUUGCAUGAUUAUUGCGUUCCUACUAUGUGA
This is a messenger RNA of Balaenoptera ricei (Rice's whale), 2720 nucleotides long. RefSeq names its product hyaluronan and proteoglycan link protein 3 (gene HAPLN3). The transcript is spliced from 5 exons. Gene Ontology annotation, biological process: cell adhesion. NCBI's taxonomy places the organism in Eukaryota, Metazoa, Chordata, Mammalia, Artiodactyla, Balaenopteridae. Gene Ontology annotation, molecular function: hyaluronic acid binding. Bases 231 to 1313 code for a protein of 360 amino acids. The record is from RefSeq and is a predicted model, not a curated record.